AACAACAGAAUAUUGCAACUGUGCUCAGCAAGAAUAAUUUCUGGAAACCGAAAAGAAGUAAAUAAAGAGGCUCGCCAGAGGCCAGGGGCAAGUCGUCUUCUUGCUUGCCGAUCCGUCGCUCCACCUGAGCCCACCGGCGAAGAGGAGGCGAAGCGAUGGGCGUCACCAAGGAGGACGUCGAGGCGGCCAUCACCUCCGCUCUCAGCCCUUCCCAUCUCGUGGUGACGGAUACAUCUGGAGGGUGUGGCGCGAGCUACGAGAUCGAGGUGGUGUCGGAGAAGUUCGAGGGGAAGCGGCUGCUGGAGCGGCACCGGAUGGUGAACACGGCGCUGGCGCCGCACAUGGCGGAGAUCCACGCCGUCUCCAUCAAGAAGGCGCUCACUCCGGCGCAGGCCCAGCCCGAGCCGGAGCCGGCCGCCGACAAGCCCCAGGCUUAAGUGCUUAGCUCGCUGCAAACAGUUUGAUCACAUAUGCGCAUGACGGCAUGAGUCAAGCUCAACUGUGUUGUAGUAUGUGGUCUCUGAUACAUUAUCUGGUUGAAUAAUGUACCAGCAAAUACAAUUGCAAGAUCUUAUGCUUGACUGCUUAGAAAUUUCUGCGCUGUGCAUUUAACUUCAGAGAUGUGCUGGGUGCUUCUGCUCUGAAUCUCCGAUCGUUUGCUGGAAACUUAAACUGUUGCCAGUUUUCCAGAUAGGUUGGUUUUGAGUCCUCAAAUUAUCUUCUCUAUCUAAUUGCAGGCUUGUAGAUAUGUCUGCUCUUCUAUUCCUGAAUAAGCUGGUCGUGUUGAUCUUGUGGUGUUCAUUGCUACCAA
Panicum hallii is the source of this 811-nucleotide messenger RNA. Its product is annotated as protein BOLA2. The record is from RefSeq and is a predicted model, not a curated record. Gene Ontology annotation, molecular function: 2 iron, 2 sulfur cluster binding. The transcript has 3 exons. Gene Ontology annotation, cellular component: cytosol; nucleus. Gene Ontology annotation, biological process: intracellular iron ion homeostasis. The coding region runs from base 156 to 437 and encodes 93 amino acids. NCBI's taxonomy places the organism in Eukaryota, Viridiplantae, Streptophyta, Magnoliopsida, Poales, Poaceae.